AUGGCCCCAACAAGGAAAAAAAGUGUGAAUAAGCGAUUUCUGAAUGAGGUCUCGCCUGAAAAAGAAGCCAAGAGUUCAAGCAAAAAUAAACAGCAGGCGAAUGGGGUGAGAAUCGGCUUUGUUUUUGGUGUACUUACCCCAAAGAAGAAAUUGUCUGAUAAAUUAGGACCUCAAUGGAGCAAGGCAGAACUUCAAAGAUUUUAUAAAGCAUAUCGGGACAAUGGAAAGAACUGGAAGAAAGUUGCUGCUGAAGUGCGCAACAGAUCUGUAGAAAUGGUGGAUGCCCUUUACAAUAUGAAUCGGGCAUACUUGUCACUUCCAGAGGGAACGGCUUCUGUUAUUGGGCUUAUAGCUAUGAUGACUGAUCACUACAGUGUCCUGCAAAAGCUAAUUGCAUGGGUCCGGAAUGUGAACUUGCAGGAAGCAAGUGAGAGUGACCAAGAAAGCGAUGAGGUACCUGGAGUGCUCAGGAAACUUCAGAAACGUAAGCGGCCAAGAGCACAGCUUAGUGCAUCAAAAGAAGAUAUCCAGCAGUCUGAAAUGGUUGCAUCAAAUGACGGAUGCUUAUCAUUAUUGAAAAGAGGAUAUGGCCGUCCACUUCAUGCAGUUGGGAAAAGGACACCUCGCUUUCCUGUUUCACAUCUGCACAAGAAAGAUGGGGAAAAUUAUGUUUCACCGAAGAAGAAGCGCAGAAAGUCAGAGAUCAAUGCUGAUGAUAAUGAUGAUGAACAUGUUGCUGCACUGGCAUUAACUGAGGCAUUGCAGAGAGGAGACUCUCCCCAAGCAUCUCAAACACCCCGUAGAAGAACAGAACAUAUGAAAUCAUCACCUGUUCAAAGCUGGGAUAGGAUGUCCGAAUCAUCACCGGCAAAUCUUCGUGAUGCUUCCUUAUAUGAAAACUGGUCUGAAAGUGGGAUAGGACGUGGAGGGCCUGAUCUUGCUUAUGCAAGGGAUGCAAGCUCCUUGGCAGAAAUGGAAGGUAUAGGUACUGUAGAAGUUCAUCGAAAAGGCAAGAAGUUUUAUGGAAAGAAAGUAAAAGUUGAGAAGGUUGGAAACAAUCAGUCUGAUGAUGAUGGAGAAGCAUGUAGUGGCACUGAAGAAGAACAAAAGGUCAGUACUUGGAAGGGAAAAGUCGACAUUGAGAUGUCAAAGGCAAAAAUUGAUGAGACUUCUCAUCGGGUCCAAAGGAAGAGAAGCAAGAAACUUUUCUCAGACGUUUCAUUUUCUUCUGAAGUUGUGAAGUUGGAAAUCCUUUGCCCUUAUAGUGGAGCAAACUUUGUGCCAUAUCUCCUAAGAAUUGUCAAUCUUCUCUCAGAUGACAAACUAAUGUACAGAGAGGAUGAUGCUUAUAGUGGAGACUAUGGAGCUCUAUUUAUAGUAAAUGCUUGGGCCAUGUCCCCAGUAUUUGGACUCUAUUGGAGGUUUAUCAUUUGGGGUUUCCCAGACAGAUUUCUAAUGGGUUUGGGCUUAGAUGAACAUACUGACUUGAUUGGUCUUCAAACAUUGGCUCUUGUUUCUGCAAUGGAAUUUGAAUCAUCUGCCCAGUUGGAUGAAGAACGAACCAUGCAAACUGGGGAAGACAAGUGUAGUGUGCCUGAAUCUGCAUCUACUAGCCAUCAUAGAGAUAAAACUAAACCCUCAAGGAAGAAAGAAAAGGCAAUAAGUGUAGUUGAGGGUACAACCUCAAGAAAAUCUAAGCUUGGAAGGUACCAAAUAAUUUCUGCUAGACCUCUCUCUGAAGCAAAUAAACGGCCUCAGUCCAUCAGCAAUGAUAUGCUGAAAAGAAAACGUGAGGCUGUGGUAUCAAAGGUUUUGGAUGAAGAGGAGAAUACAUCUGUGGUUAAAGGAAAACGUGGUGGUCAAAAUUCUCCUCCUUCAAAACAAUUAAAAUCAUUAGAAUUGCCAGAGGGUUCUUCUUUCAGUGGUGAUCAUAAAACUGUAGCAAAUGAUAUAGCAGUGUCAGCUGCACAAGUUCCGGUUGCAAGCCAAGUUCUCUUACCAACCAGAAAAAGAAGCAGACGCAAGAUGGAUCUAAAGAGAGCAAUGAUACCAAAAGAGGGGAGAUCUUCUGUGAACAUUCUGAAAAACCAAAUUAGUACCCAUCUAAAGGACAAGCUUUCUUGUAGUCUAUCAUCUCCUAUGGCUCGUAGAUGGUGUACAUUUGAAUGGUUUUAUAGUGCAGUUGACUACCCUUGGUUUGCAAAAAGGGAGUUUGUGGAAUAUUUAAAUCAUGUUGGACUUGGGCACAUUCCAAGACUGACUCGCGUGGAAUGGGGAGUCAUAAGAAGUUCUCUUGGCAAACCUCGGAGGUUUUCUGAACGUUUUCUACAUGAAGAACGAGAAAAACUCCACCAGUAUAGAGAAUCUGUGAGAAAACACUAUAUGGAGCUUCGUACAGGUUUAAGGGAAGGACUUCCUACAGAUUUAGCAAGACCUUUAUCAGUUGGCCAGCGAGUAAUUGCUAUUCAUCCCAAAACAAGAGAACUUCAUGAUGGAAGUGUACUCACAGUGGAUCAUGACCGGUGCAGGGUUCAGUUUGACCGUGCUGAGUUAGGAGUUGAAUUUGUUAAGAAGUUUGUUGUGAUGCCAAUAGAAGUCUCGUGGACUGAAAAAUCAGUGGUUGCAGCCCAUAACAUGGGUCGUAGUGGCUCUGCUGCAAGCCACUGGUUACCACAAUUUCUUGUCAGUGCGUAUUGGGAUAUAGAUUGCAUGCCUUUAAAUCCGCUGGAUAACAUGCCAGAAGCUCUUAGGAGACAGAGAAUCUCUGUUCUGCCCAAGGAACUGCUAGUGAAUGGGGAGUCAAACAUUGGAGAGUUCACUGCAAAUGAACAUCUAAGGAAUGCACCGAGUCCCAUGAAUGCUUUGGUUGAGGCAAAUUGUGCCAUCCCUCUUGCCAAGGCAGCAUCUACUGACAUUGUUAAUGCACAAGGAGCCUGUAGUCAACCUUCUUUGGUAGCGCAGAUCCAACCGAAGGAAUCCGAUAUACGAGCGCUAUCUGAGCUGAAUCGUGCUCUGGAUAGAAAGGAAGCAUGGUUGAUGGAGCUUAAGAACACAAAUAAUUACAUAAUGGAAAACCCAAAAUUUGGAGAUAACUCUCUAAAAGAUUCUGAACCUUUGAAGAAGCACUUGGCCACAGCUUCUUCUGCUUUACUCAAUUUGAGGCAACAUAAUACUUAUCCCGGAAACAACCUGCCUGCUUGGCUGAAACCCUCAGCCAAUUCCUGUUUCUCUGGCAUGCAAAGACCUCAUGAUAGUUCUAUUGUUUCUCAAGAAUCAGGAUCUGCUGUACUUGAGAUUGUCAGAGGCUCGAGAUUAAAGGCACAUACUAUGGUAGAUGCUGCUGUCCAGUAUUCUGGACUCGCUCAUGCUCAACUCCUCUCAGAUACUUCUCUGGAGGCAAUUUCAUCCAUUAAAGAAGGGGAGGAUGCUUUUGGGAGAAUUGGAGAGGCUUUAGAUUCUAUUGAUAGAAGGCCUCUGGGGUCAGAAUCUAGAGUACAAAUGAACAGGUCCCCAGAGGAGGCCAAUGGUGGUUUUCGUCUUCAAAAUCAGUUGAUUCCCAGCACGCCAGAGCCUCAGGUUAACAGUAACGCAUCUGGGCCUCAAUCAAAUGAUUCUGACAAAAUUGAGACAGCAAUUCCUUCGGAGCUCAUAUCAUCAUGUGUCGCUACUUUGCUCAUGAUACAGACAUGCACCGAACGACAGUAUCCCCCAUCUGAUGUGGCUCAGAUAAUUGAUUCUGCCGUUACUAGCUUGCAUCCCUGCUGCCCGCAAAAUCUGCCGAUAUAUAGAGAGAUACAAAUGUGCAUGGGAAGAAUCAAGACUCAAAUACUAGCUCUAAUACCAACAUGA
This is a messenger RNA of Dovyalis caffra, 3849 nucleotides long. The record is from the annotation of a GenBank genome assembly. Lineage: Eukaryota; Viridiplantae; Streptophyta; Magnoliopsida; Malpighiales; Salicaceae.